This is a messenger RNA of Catharus ustulatus (Swainson's thrush), 1546 nucleotides long. RefSeq names its product serpin family F member 1 (gene SERPINF1). Gene Ontology annotation, molecular function: serine-type endopeptidase inhibitor activity. Bases 147 to 1397 code for a protein of 416 amino acids. The transcript has 8 exons. NCBI's taxonomy places the organism in Eukaryota, Metazoa, Chordata, Aves, Passeriformes, Turdidae. Gene Ontology annotation, biological process: negative regulation of endopeptidase activity; negative regulation of angiogenesis; positive regulation of neurogenesis. The record is from RefSeq and is a predicted model, not a curated record.
GGGAAGCUGUAACCUGAAGCCUGCCGAAGGCUGGGCUGGGGGAAGCAGCAAAAAGCAGAUGUGGCUGCACCAAAGCCGCACUGUCCUCGCCUCGCACCCGCUGGGAGCCCGGACAGCAGCGGCCGAGAGGAGCCCCAGGUCCAGGCAUGCAGAUUCCAGUGGUUCUCCUUUUCCUGGGUCUCUUAACUGUCCCAAGCAGAACCCAGAACUCAGCUACUGAGCAGAACUCUGCCACAGCUGAUGGAGCCAAUGCUGGCGAGGAAGAGGAAGAUCCAUUCUACAAGAGCCCUGUGAACAAGCUGGCAGCUGCAGUCUCCAACUUUGGCUAUGACCUGUACCGCCAGCAGUCCAGCCGGACAGCCACGGCCAACGUGCUGCUGUCUCCCUUCAGCCUGGCUACUGCACUUUCUGCUCUCUCACUUGGGGCUGGAGAACGAACUGAAAAUGUGAUUUCCCGCGCUCUCUUCUACGACCUGCUCAACAAGGCUGAGGUGCACGACACCUACAAGGACCUCCUGAGCAGUGUGACUGGGCCAGAGAAGAGCAUGAAAAGUGCCUCCCGGGUCAUCCUGGAGAAAAGACUCAGGGCAAGGCCUGGAUUUCACAGCCAGCUCGAGAAGUCCUACAAGAUGAGACCGAGGGCACUGAGUGGCAACACCCAGCUGGACCUCCAAGAAAUCAACACCUGGGUCCGACAGCAGACAAAGGGAAGGAUUAUGAGGUUCAUGAAGGACAUGCCCACAGAUGUCAGCAUUCUCCUUGCUGGGGCUGCUUUCUUCAAGGGGACAUGGAAAACCAAGUUUGACACUAAGAAGACUGCCCUGAAUGACUUCCACCUGGACGAGGACAGAACUGUGAAGGUGUCCAUGAUGUCAGACCCCAAAGCCAUCCUCAGAUAUGGUUUUGACUCAGAACUCAACUGCAAGAUUGCCCAGCUGCCCCUGACAGAGGGAGUCAGUGCCAUGUUCUUCCUGCCCACGAAGGUGACCCAGAACAUGACUCUGAUUGAGGAAAGCCUCACUUCUGAGUUUGUCCACGAUGUGGACAAGGAGCUGAAGACAGUCCAUGCUGUGCUAAGCCUGCCCAAACUAAAGCUGAACCACGAAGAGGCACUUGACAGCACACUAAAGGAGACAAGGCUCCAAUCACUUUUCACAUCACCUGAUUUCUCCAAGAUUUCUGCCAAACCUCUGAGAUUAUCUCAUGUGCAACACAAGGCAGUGCUGGAGCUUAGUGAGGAUGGGGAAAGAUCCACACCAAACCCUGGGGCCAAUGCUGCUCGUCUGACCUUCCCCAUAGAAUACCACGUGGACAGACCUUUCCUUCUUGUACUGAGGGAUGAUACCACUGGGACCCUCCUCUUCAUUGGCAAGAUCCUGGAUCCCAGGGGUGUUUAGAUCCCUUCACAAUAAUCUGCAAUGGUGGGGCCCAAAUGGAAAGGGUGAUAUUGGGAGGGAUACUGGCUCCCUGCUCUGCUGCACAAAGACACAACUUGCAAAUCUUAUGCCUUCAUGCUGCAAUAAAAGAGCUUUUGCUAUUAAUCUCA